AUGAUUUGCGGGUCACUCUCCAAGGGCCUCGGCCUCCUCGCCGCGUUGGCCUUGUCCCAGACAGUCGACGCCGCGAUCCUCCCCCGGCAGAACAACGAGGCACUUCGACCCUGGGUGACGGUAGCGGCCGACGGUGCUGCCAAGACAGUCACUCCCACCAUCAACGACGGCAAGACGACGUCCGCUUUCCCGGGCAGCACGACUCUGCCGACGGCCGAUGCGCAAGGCGCCGGCACCUUCCUGCUGUGCAACCAGGCCGCUGGUGCUAGCGGUCUCAACCAGCCUUUCUGCUCUCCCAAAGCAAACAGCGAGCUUGAGGGUGGAAAGACGUACUGGGGUGAGCAUGAUCUUCAACUACCCUUCCGCCCGCAUACCGUCACUAACAAGACCGCAGUCACCUGGGACACCGCCGUCUUCCCCGCCCCGAGCACAAUGAUCCAGGUGCAGGGUGACUACGGCGUCACCGACACCAUCGAAGCCGGCCACGGCUUCACGUCCCUGGCGACACCGGCCUCGCAAGGCCACUUCGCCUGGGCGGCCGUGGGCUACAACAUGGCCCCCAACGAGUCGUUGGACGUGCAGCUCUUCAUGGCCAUUCUCGCCAACAACGGCAGCAUCAGCGGCCGCCACGCCGGCCCCAAGGUGCGCAUCGUGAACCGAUCGCCGUCGAACCAGAGACGCCGCGGGCCCAACGUCUUUGGCAUCGUCUUGCCAAUCGUUUUUGGCGUGCUGUCGCUCGGCGGCAUCGGUUGGUUCGUGUGGUGGUACGGCAGGAGAAAGGGCAUGUUCAGCUCCCGCGGCCGGGGCUACGGUGUUGGCCAGAGCCGCGUACAGAGGACCGCGGAUGUGAAGAUUGGUCUAGGAGACAGCGCCUUCUCGUCGCCUGACCGCGGCGUCGAGAUGAUGCCGCCGCCGCCACGACCGCCUCAGCCGGCCGAGGGGAACGUGUUCCGCAACGAGUUGAACAGGCAGGAAAGGAACGAGAGGGCCCAGACCAUGCUGUAA
Colletotrichum spaethianum is the source of this 1005-nucleotide messenger RNA. RefSeq lists its product as uncharacterized. Lineage: Eukaryota; Fungi; Ascomycota; Sordariomycetes; Glomerellales; Glomerellaceae. The record is from RefSeq and is a predicted model, not a curated record. Bases 1 to 1005 code for a protein of 334 amino acids. The transcript has a single exon.